CCGCUCGACCCCCUAACUUCUUUUGGAAUAUGAAACAAGUUCUUCGCCUCUUCUAUAUUGGUGACCGGAGUGAUCUGCAAAAAUUACCAACUUCGCCACCUCUCGCCGAUUCGAGGCGGUUUUACAGAUACUCAUUAUCCUUUACCAUUCACUAUUUGCUGCAAUGGCGGAUGAGGAACCUAUUGAUCAGAAGAAAUACCUUGAGGAAUCUUGCAAGCCAAAGUGCGUAAGGCCUUUACGUGCAUAUCAGGCAUGCAUGGAGAGAAUAAAAGGAGAUGAAACUGGGCAUAAGCAUUGCACCGGGCAAUACUUCGAUUAUUGGUCAUGCAUUGACAAUUGUGUUGCACCAAAGCUCUUAGACAGGCUGAAGUGAUGAAGGAAUUUGCAGUUCAGCUAAAUGUUUUCCUUAAGCUACUUUUGAUUUUUAAUUUGGUCCGUAGAUGGACUGAACUGAACUACAUGUGGUUGGUGCUCCUGCCAAUGCAUUUUUGUUCAGUGAAGAUGAAUUUCUAAUGCCUUCUCAAGGAACAACUGCACCAAAACAAAAGAGAACUGCUUAUAUUCAAAUAAUCACAUUUCUUGUGUUCUUCUGUUGGUGCCUUGAAGAAUAGUUACAAUAAAAUUCAUUUUACAUUGAAGCUGCAUAUCUGUAAUGAUCACUUGUUUUCAAGUAAUACUGUAUGUGGUGAUUUAAGCGUGUGGGAU
Molecule: messenger RNA, 705 nt
Organism: Elaeis guineensis (African oil palm)
Lineage: Eukaryota; Viridiplantae; Streptophyta; Magnoliopsida; Arecales; Arecaceae
Product: cytochrome b-c1 complex subunit 6-1, mitochondrial
Biological process (GO): mitochondrial electron transport, ubiquinol to cytochrome c
Cellular component (GO): respiratory chain complex III
Source: RefSeq, a predicted model, not a curated record